AUGGCCAAAAAGAAAGUUACCCAUGCCCAAUCUCAAUCUCUCGACCACAAGACAUUAACCCCACCACCAACCACCAUUGAUGGCUCUUCUGUUCAGAUUCAGAAUCUCAAGAACCUUAACACCGUUCUUCUCAAAGAAACCACCGACCACAGAAACCGCAUUCAGUCGCUUCUCCAUUCAAACCAGGCCGCCAUGGAAGCCGAAGCUCAAAUCUCCGAGGAAAGUUUUGCAUUGGAGAUUGAAAACUCUGUCUUUUUCGUUUUUGCUAGGGCGCACAUUGCUGAAUUAGGGUUUCGUUUUGAUAAGGUUGUUGAGGAGAGGGAUGAGACCAAGUAUGAGGUGGAUCUUCAGAAGGAGAAGGUGAAUGACCUUGUGUUGAGUCUCAAGAACGAGAAGCGGAAUGUGGAGAAGAUUAGGUUGGAAGCCGGGCAUCUGUUGGAGGAAAAACUCGAGAGAGAAAGUAGGGUUGAAGAGCUUGAAAAAGAUAAAGAUUUGGCUGUGAAGAAGUCGGUUGAAUCGGAGAAGGUAAUUGAUGAGUUGAAGGAGAAGAUUGAUUUGUUGGUAAAGGAGAAGAAUGAGAUUGAGAAUGUGAAUAGUACUAAGGGGACAAAGAUCUUUGACCUUGAACGUGAGCUGCAGCAGCACAGUGACCUUUUGAAAAACUCGCGGAAAGAAUUGGAGCUGAUGUGUGGUACGGUUCGUGAAAUGGAGGAAACUAUUGGGCUUGCUGUGGAGAAGGAGAGGGAAAUGAGGGUGGAAAAUAGCAAUCUGGUUGGAGAGAGGAAGGAGAUAGAGAAGAGUAUUGAGAUUUUAACUGAGGCAAGAGAUGGUGCUUUUAGGAAACUUGACGUGGUUCAGAGAGAGUUGGAGAAUAGGCAGCGUGAGGUUGAUGAAGCGAAUAGAGCGAGAGAUGAGAUUGAGAAGGUUAAAGUUAGUGGUGAGAAUGAAAUUAUUGAGUUGCAAAGUGAAGUGAAACGACUGAGGGGUGUUGCUGAUGAGUUGAAAAUGUCUUCUAAAGAGUUUGAAGAGAAAAACAGUGGAUUACUGUCUCAAGUUCAUCAUUAUAGGAAUGUUAUCAAAGAGAUGGAGUCUUUGAAUGAACUCAAUUUGAAGAAGCUUGAAGAAGAGAAAAACAAAGUUGAGAGUUUUGAGUCACAAGUUGUGGUAAUGCAGGAAAAAAUUGAGCAAUUACUUUCUCAAGUUCAAGCCUAUAAGAAAGCUGUUGAUGAAGUGGUGCUUGAGAGGGAUAACAUCAAAAAGGGAUAUGAUGAGGAGCUAAAUAAAGUAAAGAAUUUGGAGUCACAAGUUGUGGCAACGGAGAAAAAGAUUGAGCUAUUACUCGCUCAAGUACAAUAUUCUAAGAAUGCCGUUGAUGAAGUGGUGCUUGAGAGGGAUAACAUCAUAAAGGGAUAUGAUGAGGAGAAAACCAAAGUGGGGAAUUUGGAGUUGCAAGUUGCUGAGUUGAAACUUGAGAAAGAUACCAUCAAGAAGGGUUAUGAAAAGGAAAAGAAGAACCUGGAGAUUUUGGAGUUGCAAGUUGUAGGACUGAAGGAAAAAAUGGGAAAUGCUGAAGCUGAUUUGGCCAAGUUAAGAAGUGAGAAACAGAAGAUGAAUGAGAGGAACAAGGUGCUGGGAGGCCAAGUAGAUGUUUUGAUUAAGGAAAAGGAUGCUACACAUAGUAGCCUUGUCGCAGCUCAACGAGAACGCGAUGAAUUGAGAGCUAAAUUUGACUCGUCCUGCAUCAACUCGAAGCAGGCCUUGGAAUUGUUGAAGAAUACUGCUGCUGCAGUUGUGGUUAAGGAAAGCGUGGAAGUGAUUCCUCGCGGAGGGAAGAAGAAACACGAGAAAGAAGAAAUUCAGUCUUUUGCUGAAGAACUGGAGGCGAUAAAGAAAGCAUUUGAAGUUAAGAAUGAAUAUGUGGAUCAGAUGAAGCAACAAGUUGUAUCACUGCAGAAGUCUGUGUCUGAUGCACAUAAAGGUAAGCAUUUAUGGACAGGGAUAUCCUCUGCUGCUGCAAUUUUUGCCGCCGGAUUGACCGCCUAUUUGGCUAAAGGUCGCUGA
Lathyrus sativus (Indian pea) is the source of this 2061-nucleotide messenger RNA. The record is from the annotation of a GenBank genome assembly. NCBI's taxonomy places the organism in Eukaryota, Viridiplantae, Streptophyta, Magnoliopsida, Fabales, Fabaceae.